AUGGCGGCGAGCUACAGCGACGCCCCUCUCUCCACCAUCGACGUCGGCGCCCUCACGGCGUCGCGCUUCCUCCUGCGCGAGCAGCGCCUCUUUCCGUACCGCGACGGCGAGGGCAGAGUCGCUCUGAGCCUCGUGCGCGAUUCGCUUGCCCGACUCUCUGAGACUGACUCAGCCGUGCUGGCCGGGUCUGGCACCACGUUCGCCGAGCUGAGCGCAAAGCUGUCCCGGCUCGAGAGGCUGCCGCCGGCCGUGCUCCGAGAGCUGCAGGCGCCAGCGGUGGCCGUGUCGCCGGACGGGGCCCGGCCACCGCACUGGAUUCGAGACUCUGGAGGGUAUGGCGGGGACGCGGGUGCUGUGUUUGCCGACGGGUCGGUGGCGCCGUCGCGGAAGAAGAAGCGCACGAGGCAGCGGCCGUGGAGCUGCGGCAGCUGCGAGGGCUGCCUGCUGCUGGAGGAUUGCGGCACGUGCGCCGGUUGCGUCUUCAACGAUCGCGCGGCGCGGGAGGAGGAGGGGCGCUGCCGCUGCGUCGCUUGCGGCGCGACGCGGACGCCGAAGUGGCGAGGCGACGGAGGGAAGCCUCGAGUCGAGAGAUGGUGCUAG
This is a messenger RNA of Emiliania huxleyi CCMP1516, 600 nucleotides long. RefSeq lists its product as hypothetical. The record is from RefSeq and is a predicted model, not a curated record. Gene Ontology annotation, molecular function: zinc ion binding; sequence-specific DNA binding. The transcript is spliced from 5 exons. Gene Ontology annotation, biological process: regulation of DNA-templated transcription. Bases 1 to 600 code for a protein of 199 amino acids. NCBI's taxonomy places the organism in Eukaryota, Haptophyta, Isochrysidales, Noelaerhabdaceae.